Tetranychus urticae (two-spotted spider mite) is the source of this 2020-nucleotide messenger RNA. The record is from RefSeq and is a predicted model, not a curated record. NCBI's taxonomy places the organism in Eukaryota, Metazoa, Arthropoda, Arachnida, Trombidiformes, Tetranychidae.
UUUUGCGCUCUCUCGCCACUGUCUUUUCUCUGUCUGUAUUUGGUUCGUUUUGAGAGUAACAAUGAAUGAAGGGCUAAAACGCAUCCUUUGUUGAGCUCAACGGUAAAGAACUACUUUUGCCUGGUUUCUCUUUCUUAAGUUGAAGGAAAGAAAGGAUUCUUUCCUUCAGUUGAUAGUUCGACUCAGAACCUGAAAAGAGUGCUUUUGUCCAUUUGACAAAUUGUUAAUAUUGAAUUUAAUAUUAAUUUAACUUGAUUAAGUUCAUCUAUUUGACCAUUAAGUUCACCUGAUUGCUUAUCCAUUUAUCUAGUAUUGAACCUUGAUUUUCGUCAACUUCAUCCUAAUCAACUUCAUCUUGAUCAACUUCACCUUUAACCAACACCAUCUUUAACCAAUACCAUCUUUAACAAACAUCAUCUUUCACCGACAUCAGCCACUGGACUAAUCUCUUCACUGUUCAUUCAGAUUGACUUUACUAUUCUAAUUGAUAUUAAAAAUUACUAAUAAACCUUCCCCAUACUUGACCAUUUAACCUCAGAACUUGUUCAAUUAACACUCUCAUUCGUAUUAAAUUCAAUUCAGUUCUGUAACCAGGAUUUACUGUUCAACAAAUAACCUGAAAACAUUAUACAUAUUUUUAACUAAAUACAUUACAUAUAUAAUAAAACUGAUCGGAAAAUAGGCAACUUUUGACAUCCUCCUUUAUUGUAAAUUUAUUUAUUUUGUAACGAUUAAGAAGCACAUUAGAAAUUAAACUUGAAUAAAACAAAACACACUUUACCAUACAAACAACAUAUGUUUUCUCCAGCUUUUUCCGCCAUCUAGUUUCUCUAAUAUUAACCCAUAUUAAACCAAUGUAAACCUACCUAUCAUUAAACAGGUAACCAUAUCAACAUUUGUAAACAUAAAUUAAGUUACCAAAAACCUCACUGAUCAGAUUAAUGUAAUUUAUGCCAUACUUAUUGUAGCCAUUGACUAUAUUUUAAACAUACCAAAACCAGCCUGUACAACCCAAUGCUCCAUAGGGACAUAUAUAUGAAGGAAACCUAAAAUGAUCAGUUGAAUAAAGUUCAAUUUCAAGUUAACCCUUUCUCUCCAGUGCUGCCCUCUCUCGACACCCAUAAUAUUCAACUAGCAAAUAUGCAAUUCAUCGAGCAAGAACCCUGUUUCGACCCCUCGCUGGUUCAUCCCCCUUCUUCACCUAGUAAUUGGUUUGGUGGCGCUUUCUCUGGAGACGAAGACGAAUCUUCCGCUUCUCAAUCUGGUAAUCAGCCUGGUGGUCGUAUUGCAGUCUCUGGUGGAGGUCUUAGGUAUAAUCUUCCGCCUCGUCAGUCUGGUCCAGCUCCCUCUGUUGGUCCUAUUCGUCCUCCAGUCGCUCCAGCUACAACUAUAGUUCGUCCUCCGAUAUUCCUUGGCCCUUAUCAACAUUGUGGUAAAUCUGUGGCUCCAUCUGGUCCUAGUGUUGGUCCUUGUCGUCCUUCUACUGGCUCAUCUCGUCCUCUUGGUAGUCCGAUUCGUCCUCUUGGCCUCUCAAACUCUCCUGUAAAGGUUCCUGGUCCAUCUUCCUCAACUUCUGUUCUUCCUCUUACUAAGAACCAGAAGAAGCAUGUGCAAAAGCGUUCCUUGCAACGACAUCGAUUGAACGCUGAACUCACGGGUACCAUCUCAUCUACCCUUGAGAAUCAUCUGGCCAGACACAAACGCCAAGCAGAACAUCGUGCAGCCGCCAUAUUCAAAACUGGUAUCAAAGAAGCAGCCAAAGCUUCAGCAGCAGAGAACCAUACACCAGCUAACUUCUUUGAUUCAAGUAGCAAUCACCAAGAAUACAAAGACCAACUUCCUCAUCGUGUCCUUUCAAGAGAUUUCCUUUCUCGAGCUGAAAGUAUCGCCUCUCGUGCCCUCCAAUUUAACUCUCGUCUUUCUUCUUACGCUCCCACUUCCCAAGAAACUGUAAAUAAUCCUCGUGAUUAUAUCCACAAAAUUGUAUACAAAGUUGUAUUGUAAAUAAGUUCAAAAUGAC